Messenger RNA from Bufo bufo (common toad), 1897 nucleotides. Its product is annotated as multidrug and toxin extrusion protein 1-like. The record is from RefSeq and is a predicted model, not a curated record. Gene Ontology annotation, cellular component: membrane. The transcript is spliced from 17 exons. Gene Ontology annotation, biological process: xenobiotic detoxification by transmembrane export across the plasma membrane. Gene Ontology annotation, molecular function: xenobiotic transmembrane transporter activity; antiporter activity. Lineage: Eukaryota; Metazoa; Chordata; Amphibia; Anura; Bufonidae. The coding region runs from base 127 to 1779 and encodes 550 amino acids.
AAGUGGUAGACAAGGAUAUUAAACUGUUUCUUUCAAUAGAUGAAAGAUUGUUGUUAAUGAGUAAAUCUAGAUCUUUCAAGCAAAUGUGAUUACAAGUGAGUUAUUCAGUUUGACUACAGUCAGCAGAUGGAGCAGAUAACCAUGAAGGAUCAAGAAAAUGGAAUAACUCACAGAUUUCCUCCCCUGCUACAGAAACACUGUAGUGCUUUUCUGCAAAGACUCCGCCAGACUUUCCCAGGUAAUCCCACAGUUGAAGUUAAACAGCUAUGUGGAUUAGCAGGACCUUUGAUUCUCUCGCAGGUGCUGUGUUUCAUGAUCAAUAUUGUCAGCUCCAUAUUCUGUGGUCACCUGGGCAAAGAAGAGCUGGAUGCAGUGACACUUGCCAAUGCAGUUAUUUCAGUCACUGGACUUUCAGUAGGACUUGGCUUAUCUUCAGCAUGUGAUACACUCAUAUCUCAGAUAUUUGGAGGUACAAAUCUAAAGCUAAUUGGCAUUGUGCUGCAGCGUGGGAUCCUCAUACUACUUCUGGCUUGUUUUCCUUGUUGGGCGCUCUUUAUAAAUACUAAGAAUAUUCUACUACUCUUCCGACAAGACCCAAAGGUGGCCAGUUUGGCAGAAGAAUAUGUUCUGGUUUUUAUUCCCGCUCUUCCAGCUGCAUUUCUAUACCAACUGGAGGCACGAUACUUACAAAAUCAAGGAAUUGUUAAAACACAGAUCAUAACCAGCACUAUAGCAAAUGUCAUAAAUGCACUGGUGAAUUAUAUCUUUCUCUUUGAACUGGAACUUGGAGUUAUAGGAUCAGCAUGGGCGAACGCUAUUGCACAGUUUUCUCAAGCUAUGAUCUUAUUCCUGUAUAUUCGUGUCAAGAGGCUACAUGUAAAUACCUGGGGAGGUUGGUCCAAAGAGUGUUUACGAGAUUGGAACUCUUUUGUAGCACUAGCUGUGCCAAGUAUGCUCAUGGUAUGCAUAGAAUGGUGGACAUAUGAAAUUGGCAGCUUGCUUGUGGGUCUGAUUAGUGUGGUGGAGCUUGGUGCUCAGUCUGUCAUAUACCAAGUGGUAACCAUAGCAUACAUGAUUCCAUAUGGUAUAAGUAUGGCUACCAGUGUACGAGUAGGCAAUGCCCUUGGUGCGGGGAAUAUUGAACGGGCAAAGAGGUCCAUGAUGCUUGCUUUUCUCAUUACAGCUGUUUUCAUCAUUAUAGAUAUUAUCCUGCUUGCGUCCUUGAAGAAUGUGUUUUCCUAUGUAUUCACUAGUGAUGGAGAAAUAGCUGCUCUUGUGUCUGACGUUAUACCUGUAUAUCUCAUAUUCCACCUAUUUGAAUGUAUUGCUUGUGUUUCAAGUGGAGUAUUGAGAGGGAUAGGACGACAAAAGAUCGGUGCCAUUAUCUUUGCCAUUGGCUAUUACAUGCUUGGACUACCAAUUGCUGCUGCUUUUAUGUUUGCAGCCAACCAAGGCAUUAAAGGUCUUUGGUAUGGAAUGAUCCUCUGUGGAGUGUUUCUGUCUUUGUUUUUCACCAUCUACCUCUUCAGAAUAAACUGGAAGGAUAUUGCAUUUGAGGCUCAAGAACGAGCAGGGAUGACUUGCAAAGAGACUCUUCCUUCAGUGGCAAAUAACCAGUCAGAUAUUACAUUAUCAGAGCUGCCCUUCCCGGAAGAACCAGGAGCCUCCAAGAAGCUUUUACCAAUGAAGGAAGUGAUUGUUCUACGUGGACUAACUCUGGCACUGUCCAUUGCUGUCCUCUUAACAGGAGUUCUGGUAAAAGUGUGGACAUCUUACUAGAUGAAGAUGGGCUUGUUAAAACCAUUUAAUUCUGUAGAAGAAUUGUGGAGUAUGAUUUUAUGAGACUGUACAAAGUAGCUUUGUAUUAAAGUUGUUGGAUAAAUUCUCUAUAAAUAUA